Molecule: messenger RNA, 8883 nt
Organism: Lachancea meyersii CBS 8951
Lineage: Eukaryota; Fungi; Ascomycota; Saccharomycetes; Saccharomycetales; Saccharomycetaceae
Source: the annotation of a GenBank genome assembly
AUGCGAAAUGAGUUCAAAAAAGUGCCGCUCAAUUCAAACCGGGACUUCAGUUGGGUAUUCCUGAUAGAUUGGAUAUUAAUCCUGUCUAUAUCUCUUUUGGCAGCUUUCUAUUUCGGAAGAGCGUUUGGAUUUACCAUCACCACUUUACUAGAAUGGUUCUUAUGGAGGCGCUGCUCCGUUAAAAUACAGAUACAGUCCCUCAAAAUAUCAUUCUUGGGCGGACGUGUGUUCUUCAAAAAUCUCACCAUUAUCACGCAAAACCAAACCGUAUCGUUUGUUAAUGGUAGCUUGACUUGGCGGUACUGGCUUUUUAGCUCUAGACAGACUUCGUAUGAGCGACAAAAGUGUGGGGUGUCUGGAGAAGACUCAAGGCCCUGUCGCUUCAAGCUCGAGUGCCAGGGCUUAGAACACUUUGUUUACAACAAAACACAGGCUUUUAGCCAGCUAUGGAAGUCUCUAUCCAAAUCGGAGCAGGCACGCUUCAAACAAUUUGAAGCGUUCAGUGAAGACGACCAGAAAUCCUUCCACAGCACUACUUCUUCCUCAUUGUUCUCUAUCUCAGAGAAUUCCAACGAAAACUCCAAUUCCGAUUCUUCUCUUAAGUCCUCUACUCGAUCCUCGGCUUCUCUGCCUUCAUUUUUGAAAGUUCUGCCUCUAGAGGUUGCAGUUCAGAGAGGUGCCGUUGUGGUAGGGAAUAAAAGCACAUCCUCUAUCUUGAUUCUAAGCUACGACAAACUAGCUGGAAUUGUUGAAGUUGGGAAAUCGAAUUCUAAACUUGAUUUAUACAAGCUGCAAACACGAUGUGACUUCGACAAUUUUUGCAUUCGUCUCAAGCCAAAUUUGGGGUUCCGCGUCGAUGCUCCUCUCAAAAACCUUGUGAAGCCAGACAAGGUUACCAGAUUAUGGCACAAGUCUAUUGAAAUUCUACUGAAAGCCAAAAGUGGCAAGUUUCACGACAUCUACCAUGCAAAACAGCACGCUUUCCAGACUCUACAAAAUCCAUUGGAGGACUGGAAAGGCCUCGGACUGUACCGUAAAACAGAUGAUGCAGCAUGGGACGACACUUUCAAAUUCGAUGUAUCGAAACAUCAAUAUGCGCGGUACACUAAGAUAAUGAAGUGUGAAAAACUCGUUCUUGACUAUUCAUUCGAUGUCCCUGGAGUCACGCCACGGAUACCCUCACCUUCAGGAGGGUCUACAAGUCAAGCACAGAGUAUUGUCGAUCAGAGCGAGUCACCUCCUGACUAUUCAAUAGAUAUCCAGUUGUUCGGUGCCACCAUACAUUACGGGCCUUGGGCUCAUCACGAAGUGAUGCCAAUUCAGAGAAUGUUUUCGCCGAUUGUUUCGAAGGACAGCGAGCCCUUCCCAAACGCAAGAGCUGGCUCGGAAAGAAUUUACAUGCGAGCAAAGUUUUCAAUAACAAUAAUGAGUUCUACUAUAUGGAGGUUACCGACCAGAGAGCCCAGCAAAGACUUGGACUUUUUGAAACGAUAUCGGGAAACUCAAGACGAUUCUAGAUCUUUUGGUUGGCUUGAGAUUGUCUUAUCGAGAGACUCCGAACUAACGUUUGACUUUGCGAUGAGUCCAACCUCUUCAGGAUUUGAGAACUUCUUAGACCUUCACCUUGUUAAACCAGAACUACGAACAAGCGUUAACCAUGACAUUCUAUUCAGUGCUGACACAAAUGAUCUUCAUGCCGAAAUCGGAUACCCGCUGGGGUGGAACCAAAUGGCCAUAUGGAACUUUGCUCUCACUUCUACCCAAGCGCAGCUUUUCAUUCUGAAAGAUCAUGUAAGCUUACUAGCUGAUCUCAUAUCAGACUUUGGAACCGGUCAAAACUUCUCUUACGAAUUAUUUCGCCCAUUUAUCUACAACAUCAAAUGGGAGUUCAGAGGAUACUCUAUUUAUUUGAAUGUUAAUGACGCAAAUAUCGUGAACAACCCCGUCGACUUCAACGAAAAUUGUUAUCUGUCAUUUCACGGUGACGAUCUUAGAGUGGACUUAACUGUUCCACAAACAAGCAUUGCUGGUAAUAGCACGAACAUCGAUUAUAAAUUGCAAACUUCGUUAUUUCGUCUUCGCAUCAAUACACCAUCGUGGAAUACCCUUCACGAGUUCAUGAAUGAUCAGGAAGUAGGCAGAUCUCACGAUUUCACGAUGGCAGGUUCCUACCUAUUUCACACCAACUUGGAUGUCGACAAUAUUGACACAAUACUAAUCAAUUGCCACUGUAGAAAAACGACGUUGAAGUGCUAUGGGUUUGUGGUCAGAUAUCUGAUUGGUGUGAAGAUGAACUACUUUGGAGAUUUUGUUCAUUUCAAAACCACGGAAGAGUAUAUGGAAGAAUUAAAAGGGGAUGAAAAAGGGACGAAGACUGCCUCAGCUGCUGUUGAAGAUUUUUUGCACGUAAUUGACCCCAGAAGUGGAAAAGGUUCAGGUUCACCGCAGGCUCUCCCGAGGGACGCUUCCCCGUCGAGGAAAUUCUCUUUUAAGAGACUGAUUAAUGAGAAAGACGUCUGGUUCACAUUCAUUGUGGAUGAUGGUUGCUUAGUUGUCCCCCACUACCUUUACGACUGCGAAAGCUGUUUCGCGUUUCAGUUUGACUCCCUCAAUAUUGACAUCCGCGAUUUGAACUACUAUAUGGACCUACAGACUUCUUUCUCUCCAGUCAAGAUAAGGCGACAAGCUGGGUUUGAUUUUGACACACAUUUCAAUCAUGGAAUAGACAAGCAUGAUGAAAAAAAACCCGAAGGUCAUAUAACUGACGUACAGAUACACGCCCAUCGGUUGUACGGGCUGCCACCAAAUGAAGAAACAUAUGUUUGUAAGUGGGACUUCACUGUUGGUCAGUUAAAAACUUCUUCUGAUUUGCUAUUUCCUUUACAAUUAGCAGCAGCCAUGAAGAAACUUGUAUUUGGGUUUAAGGACUUCGAAAAUAUAAUGAACUACAAAUUUGCUGACGUCCUCGAUUUGACCUCUAUAACAUUUGUGAUUGGGACGAUUGAAGUCGAAAUACAGAACACUGCUACCAAUCAUACGAUAGAAAUCCGCGCUGAUCAAGUGAUGGCAACUUUUGUUGAUCUAGAAAAUGCUUCAUACACAAGCCGGGCCGACAUCGAGGCACCUAAUUUGUCCAUAAAAAUACUGGAGGGGGGUAAUGAAGAAUGCCCGGUUGCCCUAUUUGACACAUCUUUCAAAGUGACCAACUUUGCCCAAGUUAAAGAUUUUCAAACACAUACUCGACAACAAAAAGCCCAUAUUGCAGCAAAUGACGCGCCGUUUCAUCGCUGUCCCUUUCUAUUGCCGUUUUCCAUUCAAAACUCUGAGCCAUAUAACGAGCUACUCGGUUGCAUUCCACCGGGGGUUUCAAUACCUUCCUUAACAAUGCCUUUGCAGGGAAAUAGCUGUGACGAGUUUAUAGAAGGGUUUCUAGAUGGUGAGGAGGAAUCUACUAUCGAGACCUUGACCAUGAGCUCCUCUUCCAAAAUCAGCACCACACUCGUUAGAAGGCGGGGUCAUCAAGACACACGAAUUCCUUUGAUCUCUGAGAAUACAUUCUUAGAAUACGAUGAGCCCUCUAAAAAAAACAGUAUGAUUGCAAAUAUUCCAAAGGUCACCUUGCAACUGGAUCCAGAAUGCUUCGUGCUUAUAGAAAGUUUGAUGAACCAGGUAUUUUCAAAUUUCGUUGAUCAUCUAAUUGACUGCACGGAAGUCGAAAUUGUUUGGCACUUUAUCAAGACCAAGCUAGGUGAAAAGUGUCUUCUAAAUCUUGAGCUGUUUUGCCCCGACUUCGAAUUAGUGCUCGGUGAACUGUACCGUAAAUCUGAAUGUCCAAAGAAAGUCGAAAUUUCGGUAAAGGAGCUGAUUGUGAACACAAGCUUCAUGGAAAAUGUGCAGCAGAAUGAAAGAGAGGGGGGCAUUAGUACAGAAGAAGAUGGCCAACAAACGACUUAUAUGAAAUUCAAAUCCGCUGAGUUGGGCAUCGUGCAUAAUCCUGGUAAAUCUCAGCAUGUUGCGAACGAAUUUCUCUUAUUUUCGUGCACCAAAGACCUUGAAUUGUGGGUUUCUUCGUCCACGUACGGCCUUGUUUCCGUUAAUACUCAUGCAAGCGAUACGUCAAUAAACCCUAGAACACUCGAUCAACUAUGUGCCUAUUUGCAGAAACUGACACAUUAUUUUGAUGCUCUAUCCCAAGUAAUUAUGCAUCACGGCUAUUUGACGAAGAAUGCGCAGAAGGAGUUCUUCUAUCAAAUAGCUCGGGCUAGUGAGGAGUAUCAAAUUAUUCAUGAUCCACCUGUUAUUACAAAACCUGCGUACAUUACACGACUUCCCAGUCAACAUGUGCGGGAAGACCGAAGCUGGAAAAUUGUCACACGCUUACGCCAUAUAUUAAACUACCUGCCAUCACCUUUAAUAUCAGAAAUUUACGAUAACAUCAAGAAGUUUCAUUUCGAAGCUCCCAAAAAUGCUGGUGAAAGGUUCCUCAUAUUAUUCUCCAAAUGGAGAAGCUGGGAGUUUUCAGAUUUUGAGAAUGGUUUCUUUUAUCAGCAGUCGUUCACGGGAAGAAAAUUGUCUAGAUUGAGUUUGAGUGAUUUUGACGUUCGGUUAAAAAUAGGCGUGUUGUCCUUCACAUUAUCAAGCGGUAUUGAUGAGGAUGGAGACACAAUCAUUUUGAAAAACAUCGAGACUCGGCGGUCUCAAAGUCGAAAAAUCGAUGACGAUCGCCCAGAUUAUGCCAUCAAAUCUGACGGGAAAGUCAGCGAAAAGAACCUUAUUGGGUCGGUGAAGGUGGCCAGAAUCUCCGUAAGUGAAUCAAGCCUGGCCCUGCUUACACUAGGAGACUUGCUUUCAAAAUCACAAGAGAGUGAUGGAAUUUCCAACGACAAAGGCAAAUCAGUUCCAGCUAUCUUUCAAGCUGUAUUGUUGAUUGAUCGCUGCGAGUUACAGCUUCUUUCAGGGACAAAAAAAAUCAACUUCAAGUCUUUCGGGAACAGUUUGGCAUUUGCUUCAUCCGAAGAGUCACAAAUGAACUCUGCCACAGCAUCUUGGUCGUGGUUCGAAUUAGGUAUACGACAUAGAGAUGCAAUUCUGUUGGACGUGUUUUCCAGGAGUGGAACUUUGGGCACGCUCUUCACUCUCCAAAGCGAAAUUCUGCCUAAAGUCGUCAAUCUGCAAUUACAAAAGCUGCGCAUAAAACUGCCAUCUGCGUCUGCCUCGUACAUUGCAUUUGCCAAAUCAGCAAAAGACUUGCACAAAACCACCAAGGCCAGGUUUAAAAGAACCGCAGAAGCAAUGGGUAAGCCCCGCAAGUCCUUCUCUCCACGAUAUGAUACUUCAGAAUCAAAGGCCGAGGUCAAAAUCGAAGACCUGUCUUUUGAAAUGUCCGCUAUUUCACCAUUCGUGUUUUCAAAGCGUGUACAUGGCUUGAAUCUUCUGUUGGACAUGCGUUCGGAGAGACUGCUCCACCUCAUCUUUGAGGGACUAGAUUUCGAUGUUGGACCUGUGUCAGGCGCUAACCAAUAUUUCAAGUUCUCGCAGUCCAAAUUCGAUUCAACUAUAAGUGGGUGGGAUUCCAAAUCUAGCAAAAGGUGCUCCAUAUCAAUAGACUCAGAGAUUACCAAGUUGAAGCUAUGUGAGCCUGUCAAUUUGUUGCGCCUUCUGGUAGAAGAUCUCGAUGUCGCCAGAAAAAGCUUGGGGGACAUGCUUAAAACUAUCAAAGCACUGAACGUUAUAAACGAGGAAGCCGAGACCUCUACUGACUCUCAGCCGAAACUCUUUUCUGGACAGUGGGCUUUUGCGUUGAAAGCGAAGUACAUUGGGCUACUUCUUCCCUUACGCUCAGUCAGCUAUAUUUGCGAGCUGAACGAGCUGUGCUUUGCCGCAUCGAGCGACGAAAACGCAUCUGAGAAUGGAAAAGGACCGAGCGAACAUGUACAAGGUAAGGCCUCUGUCGCCAGCAUUGCCUUUUUGAUCAACGAUUCUGCGCUGUCUGAAAAGCUGUCCAAGCUCGUGGACUUCGGUGUUAGCGUGAAGAUAGCUCAGGGAUCAGGUAAAAUUGUCAAGUCUCUCGAGAUUGAGAGCUCUCAUUUAAGGUUAGUAUUCUGCCCUCAGUCUCUUACUAGGUUGUUGGUCUUGGUCAGCGAAUCUUCUAAGUUGGCCUCGAAGUAUGCACAAAGCAAGCAGGCUACGAACGAAGACACCGGAGUAUUCGCUGGGGCUAUCAAUUUACCAAAAACUUUCCAAUCAGUUCAUAUCCUUUCUUACAACGUUUGUUUGGGCUGGAUGUUUGAUGUGGAGGGUGCCACUCAUCCUGGUCUCAUAUGGGGUUAUCAACGUUUGUUUGCUGCUCAUGAGUGGCCUUUUGGAAAAUUGACCAUUUUAGAUGCGUACUUUUCAAUCGCCAGGGGUCAUGCAGCUCACGACUUCUUCGCAUUAGAAAGCGAGCUUAACAAGCCUAAUAGAAGUUUCCUACCAAGCACGCAACUUGGUUACUGGUUUGAAAAUAAUGGUUCAACUGAGGACCUCUUUGUGAGAGUGAACGGAGAACAGCUUGAUGUGAGCUUUUUGUCCACUUCUACUUCGGUUGCAGAUGGACUAACCAAGUCUCUUCACGCCUUUGACGAAUUGAAGAAAAAGCAUCUCGCUUCCGGAUCAGCGUCAGAAGACGUGAUAAUCUCGACUACUUCUAAAGUGAUUCGAUUCCCUGGUAUUUCGCGCCUAGGAAGUGUAAACUGCAAAGCACGCUAUGCUGGUGGAGUCUUCAAAUUGUAUUCGGAAAAAGACUUAGAUUUAGGCCUCGACCCUUCUUUUCAAAUGGAGAGUCCUUCAGUGGAGGUUGUGAUUGAUUACAGAUUUUGCCCUUCCCAAGAUCGCCGACACGUUGUUAGGUCUUUUGUGAACGUCGAGAAGUCUCAUAACACCAUAUUUCCCACCUGUGUUCCUAUUUUGGGAGAAAUUGCGCGAGACACUAGCCGUAUGAUGAAAAGCUUCAACGCAAGCCCCGUUUCCGUUCCAAGGUCUCAAGUGCAAGAAAGCGUCAACUACAAGAACUUGCUGAAGGAUUUCGACAUUUCCUUUCAGACUCAUAUCGACCAGCAACUAAUCAGUCUGAGCUGCGACCCCAAAGCGAAGGUUCAGGCUGAUGUAGGGUUUGAAAACUUGGUGAUCAAGAUCUUCACAAACAAUUUGGAUACCCAAGAGCCCUUAAGUUUGUCGCUUGACAUCAAAAAUGUCACGGCGACUUCCAGACACAUUUUUUCGAGGGAAAUCAGUACAUCCAUCAAAAUCGACCGCUCGAGCUUUGUUUUUAUCUUGACUCACACUGACUUAAUACGCACGUAUGGAGUUGUCCUCGUUCCGAACAUCGACGUCUUCUUCAAUUUUAAACAACUUCAGGAUUUGAAUGUCUUCCUCAAUAUCUGGAAGGUAGACAGUAAAGUUCUCUCUCAACCAGAGUCUGAAGAUAAAGGAUCGUUUAUCGCGAAUCCAGAGAAAUCCUUAGCGGCUAAGCACAGAAAAAUCUCUUCCAACAGCUCCUUCCCUUGGAAUUUCGUUAUGAUCAUCUCGAAAAUCAAAGGCGAAAUUGAUUUGGGAGUGUCUCUGGGAGUUAUCAGCCUAUCGACCGAAUCACUUCGGGCAGUCACUGAUCAUUUUAGAAACUGGACUCAGAGACUUUCUUUGCAGCUUGAAAGAGUCUUCCUUUCUUCGAAUGGAAGACUAGGUGGAACGGUGCUGUUGCGUGAUUUCAAUUGGAUCUCGCAAAUAUGUUGGCCAAUUCACAAUGGUAAAUUUCAAAAUCCAUUGAUAGCUCUUGACGUCGGGCUUGCUGAAUUUGCUGUCAAACUAUCCUUUGACUAUCAUUUAAUUCUGAUUGCAAGUCUUGAACGUUUCAAACUGAUCAUCUUCAACAAAAGGGAGGCCAAAGGAUUAUUCAAAAAUCUUCUCGCGGUGUCACUCCACUGCGGAAGUACAAAUAUUUUCGCGACAGCACUAGCACCUGCAAACAUCUUGGAUGUGUACAACACAAUACUAAGAAUGCGGAAAGAAAACAAGAAGUCUUAUUUUGAGACCUUGGGAGAUUCAAACACCAGAGAUACAAAGCACAUUAGUAGCAGCCGUGAGAUUCUAGACUCGCUCAGUUUCUUGCGGACAGACCUGGAGGUAAGACUAGAUUUUAUCAACACUCAAAUUUUCCCGAAUACUUUAUUUGAUAUGGAGGUUCUAACGUUCAGAGCUGCUGAUCUCGUUACUCGCUCCCAAAUUGAGGGGUAUGAGAAACUCAAAACUCAACUUAACUGGCAAGUCCAUAAUGUCAAAUUUGCUCUUUCUACUUAUAAGAGUCAACUACAUGAAAAGGAUUCUUCAGAAAUCGGGGUCAAAGAAUAUAUUGAACAUGCCGCGAAAGCGCACGGUGGGACAAUUUUAGUGAUUCCCGCCAUUCUGGUGGGGAUGACAACUUGGCAUGAUGUGGCCACAAAUACGGUCGAGCUACUGUACAGUAACAGUUUUGGAGGAAAGAUCAGCGUGCGGUGGAACUUGGGGUCCAUUAAUUUUCUUCGAGAGAUGUGGGCUACACACGUAAGGGCGCUGGCGCUCAGAAGGUCACACAACCAGCAACCAAGAAGCUUUUUUGAGGACGAACAUUUGGAAGACAAGUUGAGGGAUGUGGACUUAGGAGCUAAAUACACCUACGUUCCGCUGGAAGAUCCUCAUAUAGAGAUUCCGAAAACAAAAGAUCUUGGCAACGCAACACCUCCUAUAGAGUGGUUUGGGGUUAAUAGAAAGCAUUUUCCCGGAAUGACUCAUCAGGGCAUCAUCAUUCCGUUACAAAAGCUCGCACACUUGGGCGAGGUGGAGUGGACCAGGAUAUUUGGUAGUGCCUAA